GAAAUAUCUUUCGCAUGGCAGUCGAGCGUCAGGGAAUGUGUCACAGAGAACCUCACCUACAAAGUUAUUUGCAAAGCUUGUCACUGCACCGGAAACAGUGUAUACUUUAUAUUUUUUAUUUAAAGAACAAAUUCGUCCUUCCUAUCAAAUAUAUAAAACUAAUUAAAAACAUGUAAUUUCGAUCCGAUAAAAAGUUCAAUAUUUUACAAUUAUUUCUCUGUUUCUUAUACGAUAUCCUGCCUUGUGAUGCAAAAUUGUUGUAUAUUCAAUAUUUAAUCGUAACAAUGUCAAAUUAGUACUUCGUGUCAGCUGAGGGCGCUAGUGACGAAACACAGUGGAGUGGAUAGUCUGUCAGAGCAGCGAUAUAUUUUGUUGGCCAAUUCGUAGUAGCUUUCGCAAACCGGUAGAUGACCGUGAUUUUUAGUCCAUUCCGAGUGAUUUUGAGUAGCAUAGAGUCGUAGGUACAUCGAUGAAAAGUCGACUUCAGGUAAAAACGUAAUAACGCCGAUAAAUGCGUCGUGGUCGGUAAAGGUGAGGCAGCUGCAGUGCCAUACCGUAUGCUUGUCAUGGCGGCAUGGAGGACGAGCAAUGAAAAUGGCCGGAAGAUGCACGGGGCAGUGGGGAGGGAUGGUAAGGCCGAAUAGAAGGCAGCGGUCCACGCGUUCUCAGCAGCCUAUCCUAGAUUUAUUUCCGUGGAUGUUGCGCAAUAAACGCUACACUGUUAGCUCACUGAAUGCUACCCCUCGUUUAACUUCGAAGAGGUGCCAAGGGCUAGUGAGUAACAUGUUAAUUGUCAUCGGCUGCCAUUCUUUUCAUCGCAUAAAGGAGCGCGAUUAUGUUCGCCAUGUAUAUGCGCUGUAAUGUUAUUUCUCGCUGUCAAUGUAAUGGAGACUUAGUCAUCCUUGUAUUAUAUUAAUGCACCUCUUUAACGCUAUCCACGUUUUGGCGUUCACAUGGAAACGCUCUCCACACGGGGAAUUUCGAAUGAAAGAAGGCGCACGGAAUUUUUACGGAAGGUUUUUAUCGGUUUUCAAGAAUCAGUAAAUGAAAAUAAAAAGGUACAACAAGUAGUUUACAGUACGCUUUCACUGUAUCGAUCAUGAGAAAGCAAUUCUAUAAGAAAAACUAAAUCACAUUUUAAUUGUGUUUUCAAGUAUGUUUCAGACUGAGGAAUUUUAUCUUUCUAAAAACGCGGUAAUCUUAUUAUUUGACAUUGCUUGGUUUCAUCGUUAUUAUUUUUUUAUUCAUACUCAGAUAUGUCUAUUAAUAAACAUACAUACAUCAAACUUACAUCCUUAUUAAAGCAAAAAGUUAUUCAAUUUUGAUAUCUUAUUUAAAUACAUGCAUGAAUUCCAUAUGUUUUCACAGGAGAGUGUUCUACGGUGUAGACAAUAAAAUCUGCGUUUUAAUCACUGAAUUGGCUACAUUGCGAAUAUCAAUUUGAAGAAACUUAUUGAAGUUAUCAUUUUAAUAACAAGAAAUGUUAGACAAUUAUUUUUGUUAUUCCUAACAAUAAAUUUAUAACAAGCUCAAAAUUUGAAGGACCAUAUGAUAUGAAUAUUUCUUUUACUGAUUACCAUCCAUUUCUGAUACGCCGUUGUUUCUGCCUAUGAACGUAUCAGUUAGAUUAAAAUAUGUAAUACAAAAUGAUGAAUAAUGCCUGAUAAAUAAUAUCUUACUUUUCAUCGUACUCUUCUUUCACCCUUCGUUUAAGGAAUAAAAUUUCCGUUUGCUCCAAUAGUUCUCAACAUGAUGCCGCAAAAAACGUUUCAGUAAAAACACAUUGUUUCUGUCAAAAAAAAAAUAAUGGGAACGGUAAGAAAAUUGAGACGAUACGAUGACGUAUCUCAAUCGUUAACACAUUUAUCCACGAUAUCCAUCCAGUCAUGUUGCAAGAUAAGAUUACAUUGGCGGGGCAAUCACGAGCCGCAAGAAAACGCAAUAAUCUCUAUCAGAAGUGAAUUUGCUGUACUAUUACUUCGAAAAUCAUUAGUUACGGUAUAAGUUUAACAAAUUUUUGUGAAAUCUAUCGUUUACUUUUAUUACCAUGACCCAUAGUAUCGCCGUUUAUUUAACCAUUUCACUUAUUUCGAUGUUCUCCGCUCUCGGGACGACAGUUUUGACGCAACAAUGCUCGUCGUUUUGCGUGUGUGACACUUGGUAUGGUUUGGAGCGUGCUUCUUGUGUGGGCCGCCAUCUUUACAGUAUACAUACAGGUGCACCGAACGUGCAAGCACUCGACUUAUCGGAUAAUGUGAUAUCACUUUUAAGUAGCUUCGAGUUAGCGGAUGUUGGAAUGACGAGAUUAAAGUACCUUAAUCUUUCUGAGAAUGCAAUCAGUGAAAUCGGCCUAAAUGCUUUCGAUGGCCUUACGAAUUUAACGAUCUUGGAUCUAUCGAAAAAUAGACUCCAUGAUAUUUCAGAUGAAGUCUUUGAAAGAAACAGAAAUCUACGAAUCUUAAUACUAUCGAAAAAUAAUUUCAAUUCGCAUGUACCGAAAUUACGAUCCUCUUCGUUGAUGGAACUAAGUUUGGAUUCAUGUCAGAUUAAUCAUUUACCUCCAGACACGUUCAAUGGACUCACGCACGUACGUCGUCUCGAUCUUUCAAAUAAUUUGAUGAUUCAGAUGAGUACCAUUGUCGUGCAAACAUUGCAUAUUUUGAACAAAUUAUCAUUAGAGGGAAAUCCAUGGUCUUGCAAUAAAAUUAUGUUUGAGUUACAAACAUAUCUCAAUACUAAGAGCAUCGAAUUCGACGAAGUUUGCGGUAAGAAAAUAAAUGUAAAAAAAUUCGAGAAAAUGAUUAAUCUUCCUACAAAAUCACGUAGUUAUCAUCAUUUGGCAAAUUCGAGUAUGCUUUUUGAUGAAACUAAAUCGGUAACUGAAUAUAAUGUAUCGAAUACAGUGAAGGAUAAAAAUCUGUCAACAUAUGAACAAAUGAUAAACCAAACGCAUGUUGUCGAUUCAGUAGAUAAAUCUGUAGUAUAUUGGUUUCUUCUUCUUGGUUUUAUACUUGGUAUUUCAAGUGGAUUAUUUAUUUCUUAUAUUUGGUUGUCGAGGAUGUAUUUGUGUAACCGGAGAUACAGGUAUCACGAACAAUUUAACGACGAAUUAAUAACCUCCCGACGAUUGUCUUUGCUGGAUUCGUAUUUACAAGGACUCAUAAGUAGCGAUAGAAGCUUGAUAGAAUCUUGUCCAAAUACCCCGCCACCUCAAUAUCGUGAUGUUAUGCUACGACCUAACCUUUAUCCACUAAGAGUAGCGAAUUUAAAUAACAAUGGUACCGGAUAUGGAGAAAUGUAUACAUAACUUCAG
Molecule: messenger RNA, 3313 nt
Organism: Bombus pyrosoma
Lineage: Eukaryota; Metazoa; Arthropoda; Insecta; Hymenoptera; Apidae
Product: leucine-rich repeat transmembrane protein FLRT3-like
Exons: 5
Coding region: 2048-3307 (419 amino acids)
Cellular component (GO): voltage-gated potassium channel complex
Molecular function (GO): potassium channel activator activity; transmembrane transporter binding; voltage-gated potassium channel activity
Source: RefSeq, a predicted model, not a curated record